AUGUUCCUACAAUUAGUGUCCUACGUUGGCGCUGUAUUGGGUUUCCUCUUUCUUACACUUUCCAUUGCGUCAGGAUUAUACUAUAUCAGUGAAAUAGUGGAAGAACAUACCGAAUCUACCAGGCGAUUCCUCACAAGAGCCAUUUACACAAUUAUAGCUACUUUUGUGCUGCUGUUACUAUUUGACUCAUUCCCAUUUAAACUAUCCAUCUUUUCGAUCAUAUCAAAUGUCAUUUACCUGCAGAAUUUAAAGACUUUCCCUUUCAUUUCAUUAACAAGUCCCAUUUUCAUUUUGAGCAGUUGCUGUGUGGUACUUAACCAUUACUUCUGGUUUAAAUAUUUUAAUGACAACGAAGUACCUCCACAAUUCAAGUUCAACCCAAACUAUAUCCCAAAGAGACGCGCUAGUUUCUCCGAAGUAGCCUCAUUCUUCGGAAUAUGUGUUUGGUUCAUCCCAUUUGCCUUGUUUGUAUCAUUGAGUGCUGGAGAUUAUGUGCUCCCCACUACAACUGCAAGUAGUUCGAAGAAGACAGAUUUACCAGCCGGCGAAGAAGAACCACGUUUACGUAAGAGAGCCGUCGGGUUGGCGAGAGUUGUAAUCAAUUCGUUGCGUCAAUACGUUUACUCGAUUGCCAGGGUUUUCGGCUACGAGAUUGACCCAAACCAUGAUACUUUAGUCAUUUAA
This is a messenger RNA of Torulaspora delbrueckii, 684 nucleotides long. RefSeq names its product Svp26p (gene SVP26). The record is from RefSeq and is a predicted model, not a curated record. The coding region runs from base 1 to 684 and encodes 227 amino acids. Gene Ontology annotation, biological process: endoplasmic reticulum to Golgi vesicle-mediated transport. Gene Ontology annotation, molecular function: COPII receptor activity. The transcript has a single exon. Lineage: Eukaryota; Fungi; Ascomycota; Saccharomycetes; Saccharomycetales; Saccharomycetaceae. Gene Ontology annotation, cellular component: endoplasmic reticulum membrane; COPII-coated ER to Golgi transport vesicle; Golgi membrane.